AUUUUCCACAACAUACAUCAACAAACCAUUAAGCACAUCUGAAUGAAGGUCAGGGAGAGGCACUUUGAACUGGAGAUGAGUAAAACUACAUGUAUUGACCAGAACCAUAAUGCAACUGCAGGGACCAAGUGUGUGUCCCACUGGAUUCUCCAAAUAGCAUAUAAAGCACGCUACUAUAAAGUAUGGCAGAUGCACUUUUGAUAACAUUAGGACAAAUUGAUUGAAUGCAUCAAUACAGACAAAUGUAAAUACUGAAAACACCAAAGCACUAUUUAUAAAUCAUUCAAUACAUAAUCUUUCAAAAUUCAUCACUGCCUUUCAUGAUGGAAGUGCACCUGGUAUCACGAAUAUUAUUAUUUUCCAAUGAAAGUGAACUGAAUGAAUCAAGCUACUGUAAUGAAACCUUUAGCUGUGGCUACAUCACUGAAAAUCAAAGGGACAGCCAUUUUUAUAACAUCAGCCUCUUUCUAUCUUGCUUGUACACAAUUUUUCUAUUUCCCAUAGGCUUCAUUGGGAAUGGGUUAAUCCUGGUUGUAAACUUGAAUGAUCAUAAGAAAAUGACGAUCCCGGAUCUCUAUUUUGUAAACCUUGCUGUAGCUGAUCUGAUCCUUGUAGCAGAUUCCCUCAUUGAGGUCUUCAACCUCAAUGACAAGUACUAUGACAUAGCCAUUCUGUGCACCUUCAUGUCUCUCUUCCUGCAGAUCAACAUGUACAGCAGCAUCUUCUUUCUCACAUGGAUGAGCUUUGACCGGUACCUUGCCCUGGCACAAUCAAUGAAGUCCGGCACACUCCGGACUCUGCAGCAUGCAAAAUGGAGCUGUGGCCUGAUCUGGUUGACAUCCAUCCUGGCUGCAAUGAUGCCUUUUGCUGUGGUACAGGCCCACCACACAGGGGAAGUUCACUUUUGCUUUGCAGAUGUUACAGAGAUCCAAUGGUUGGAAGUCACUCUUGGGUUUGUCAUGCCAUUCUUCAUCAUUGGACUCUGCUACUCGCUGAUUGUACGGAUUCUCACAAAUGCCCAGAAACACAACCGCCUUUGGCCAAGGCGUCAGAAGGCCCUUCGCAUGAUUGUUGUGGUUGUUCUGGUUUUCUUCAUAUGUUGGUUACCUGAAAAUGUUUUCAUCAGCCUUCAGCUCCUACAAGGCACAAAGGAUUCAUCAGUUUCCCUCAAGGAAUCAAUGGGACACUAUUAUCCACUUACACGUCAUAUUGUUAACCUGGCUGCUUUUUCUAAUAGUUGUCUGAAUCCCAUUAUUUACAGCUUUCUUGGGGAAACAUUCCGAGACAAGCUCCGCCUGUACAUGAAAAGGAAAGCAAGUGUAUCCACAGUUUACCGGCUUUGUAACAACACUUUGAACUGGAACAUUCCUGUAACCGCAGAGGAAUCUUUUGCGUAGCUGAUGAAAUCACUAUAAGCCAAGUAAUUAAGAGGAGGCCCAAAUCACAUUUGACUUUCUUUGGUUAUGAUUUGUAAUUUGGCCAGUGAGGUGAAAGCAAAGUUUCCAGAGCCGUCAACUUCGAAGUUAGUUGUCUAAGCACAACUCCAGAAUAAUUACUAAAGGAGGAAGUUGGCCAAAC
Molecule: messenger RNA, 1578 nt
Organism: Carcharodon carcharias (great white shark)
Lineage: Eukaryota; Metazoa; Chordata; Chondrichthyes; Lamniformes; Lamnidae
Gene: gper1
Product: G protein-coupled estrogen receptor 1
Exons: 1
Coding region: 321-1397 (358 amino acids)
Biological process (GO): G protein-coupled receptor signaling pathway
Cellular component (GO): membrane
Molecular function (GO): G protein-coupled receptor activity
Source: RefSeq, a predicted model, not a curated record